CCGGCUCAACACUGGCAGUUUGCGCACCACCGUUGUAGCAUACUGAUCGCGAUACGAGACAAACAGUGAUUGCCAAGGAUAACACAGUGAGUGUGAUAAGAAAACAGAGUGGCAAGACACCAGUCAGGCGCCGGACAACACACUGGAAAGGCGCCACCAGGAGGAGAUUACAGCCUGGAGAACCACCCGUGGCUCGCUCCCCGCAGAAUGAGUCCCCUAGUAAUGCCACCGGCCAAGAAGAGGGAUGGGGUUACUUAGGUGGCGUUGCGAGGCAUGACAUCACAAAACAACACGUGAUUAAAACCAUCAUCUGACCAACUGACGGUAAAUUGUAAAUAAUGUAACAAACUCGGAAAAUUAUUACUGGUUAACAAAGUAACAUUUCCAGCGGAUGGUCACGCCUCGAGGAAAUUAUUGAGGCAGCGAGGAAGCUUGGAAAAUCCUGAGCGAUCCUACACCCCCCUCCCACGAUAGGACUCUGAAGGACACCCUAAGGACUCCCCAGAAGCACCCCAAGGGCUCCUCAUGUCUUAGUGGUGUCCGUGGUGGUGGUGGUGGUGGUGGUAGUGGUGGGUGUAUUUUCUUUCUUUAUUCAAGUGUUUAUUUCUCUCUCUCUCUCUCUCUCUCUCUCUCUCUCUCUCUCUCUCUCUCUCUCUCUCUCUCUCUCUCUCUCUCUCUCUCUCUCUCUCUCUCUCUCUCUCUCCCCUUCACUGAGAUUCCCUUGCGUCUGUAGUUUUUUCCCCGUACUUCAGAUCCCUUCCAUCGCCCUUUCCUUCCCUCCCCUUCCCUGCAAUUGGAACGUAACCUCCCUGUCGCCUUCCUCACCCCCUCCCUGACUCCCCUUCUCCCUGCCUCUCUUCCUUCUUCCUCCCUGUCUCCCUCCUCCCUGCCUCUCUCCUCCCUGUCUCCCCUCCUCCCUGCGUUCCUCUUGGUGAUGCGGGCGUCGCCAUGAGCAGUGGAGGGGCACCUUGUCUUCCCCCAGUCACUCCACCACCACCAGGGAUGCGCCUCCUCCCCCACCGGCCACACGCAACCAUGACGCCACAUCCCCGCCCCGCCCCGCUCCCCCCUCCGCUCCCCGCUAGCGUGAGGCGACCCAAAAGUCCCCGGCGGACCGUCAUGCGUUUGGCGUAACUCGGCGCUGACGGCCCGCCAUGAGCACGACCAUUCCGGCGUCCCCCAGAGCCCUCGCCGCCACCUACGCUACCCCUGAGGACGCCUGCGACACCCAGAACACGCGGGCGUUGCUGGAGGCGCGUCCCAGGGUGCGCUACGCCCGCCCUGACGUGACGGACACUCGAGGGGCGUGUCCCGAGGGACGGCAGUGGCAGGAAGCGGAUCUCUCUCUCGGGUACUACGCCGCGGCCCCCGACCUGGCGUGUCUGACGGGAGGCGACCCAGCGGCGCCCGACGACGACGAUGACGCCGCCGACGACAGGGAGGAGGAGGUGUGGCCCGUGGACGCCCCUGCUGGUUACGAAUCCUCGCCGCCCGUCAGGCACGCCUCCAUGUCCGCCGUCGGUUCGUCAGCGGGAGGCGGCGCGGGAGGGUGCGGUCGUCAAGGAGGGUCUGGAGGCUCAAGAAGGAUGAGUAGGAGUCUUGAGGACCUUCCCACUGACAUACAAGAGCACAUCCUUCGCUGCCAGUGCUCCUGUGACCACUUAGGAUACGGCAACUUCUCGAAGGGCACGGCGCCGCGGCUCACCAACGGCUGUUCCACCUACCUGGGCCCCUCCCCCACCAAGGAACAGGAACUGCAGGACCCCCCCAGCGACCCCUCCCACCCCUCCACCCCCACCACCAAGACGAAAGCAGAGGGCGGGCUGGGCACCAGGACACGGGCGUGGGUUUGCGUGGUGCUGGUGUUGGGCGCGGCGGCGGGCGUGGGGGUGGGUGUGCCCCUCGCCCUGCGCGUGGACCCCGGGGCCGCCCUGCCGCAGCGCAUCGCCUCCGCCAGGAUGCUGCUGAGGGACUCCCCGCUCAUCGACGGGCACAAUGACCUUCCGUGGAACAUCAGAAAGUUUAUGCACAACAAACUUCACAGCUUCAACUUCACGGCGGAAUUGAAGAAGCUGCGCCCAUGGUCACGCUCCUCCUGGUCCCACACCGACUUGCCCAGGCUGCGGGAGGGCAUGGUGGGGGCGCAGUUCUGGGUGAGUUACGUGCCGUGCGAGUCCCAGCGACUGAACGCGGUGCAGUUGACCAUUGAGCAGAUCGACCUUAUCAAGCGUCUCAUAGAACAAUACCCGGAGGACCUCAAGCUGGCGACCUCUGCUGACGAGCUAGAGGAAGCGUUCAGGGAGGGCCGCAUCGCCAGCCUCAUCGGAGUGGAGGGUGGCCACGCUAUUCAGAACUCCCUGGGCGUGUUGAGGGCGCUAAGGGACCUCGGCGUGCGCUACAUGACCCUGACACAUACCUGCAGCACGCCCUGGGCAGAGUGUGCUCGCGCGCGGGAGACCGACGAGGAGGAUCCAAACUCCCCGAGGGGCCUCACGCAAUUCGGCAAGACAGUCGUAAGGGAGAUGAACCGCCUGGGCCUGCUGGUGGACUUGUCCCACGUGUCCCAGGCCACCAUGCGCGAAGCCCUGGAGGUGUCCCGCGCCCCUGUCAUCUUCAGCCACUCCUCCGUCUACGCCAUCUGCAAGAACCCGAGGAACGUGCCCGACGAUAUCCUGCAGAGGGUGGCGAGCAACGGGGGCGUGGUCAUGGUCAGCUUCUACAACCAGUUCCUGACGUGUAGUGAACAGGCGACCAUAAGUGAUGUUAUUGAGCACAUCAACCACGUCAGGAAGGUCGCCGGAGUGGAACACGUCGGAAUAGGCGCCGAUUUUGACGGGAUUAACAUGCUACCAGAGGGCCUUGGGGACGUGUCAGGCUACCCCCAACUGUUCGCAGAGCUCCUGGGUGAUCCCGCGUGGUCUGAGGAUGACCUGAGGAAGCUGGCGGGGCAGAACCUCUUACGGGUGAUGCGCCGCGCCGAACAGGUGCGGCGGGAGCUUCAGGAGCAGGGGAUGAAGCCCUACGAGGAGGAGAUGAGGUCGCAACGCACCGGCGAGGACUACUCAUGCUUCUACAGGUUCAUAAGGCCUGCUGAUGAUGGGGAGUAGGCAGCCUGCUGCUGACGGAGGAAAGUCUGGGCCGCCUGCUGCUGACGUAGGGAAGUCUGGGCGGCCUGCUGCUGACGGAGGGGAGUCUGGGCGGCCUGCUACAGACGGAGGGAAGUCUGGGCCGCUUGCUGCUGACGAAGGGAAGUUUGGGCGGCCUGACCUGACCUGCGAUAAACUCGUGAUCCCUCGUGACUUGCGUGACCAAAACUUAAGUGAAAAAUACAUAUAAAUAAAACGAGAAGUGUGGAAAUAUGUGGCAACAAAUGGAUAAUUAUGUGACUAGAAAUUUCUUGAAGAAACUCAUGGACGCCAUUUUGAAUGAAGGCGCUGUAUGUGUGUGUGUGUGUGUGUGUGUGUGUGUGUGUGUGUGUGUGUGUGUGUGUGUGUGUGUGUGUGUUUUAGUACCGAGUGAUGCAUGAAAACUUUCAGACAAACAAAUGAAACUUACGCAAAGAAAAGAAAAAAAUAGAAAGAAACAAGAUUCACAGCUCUAGAAAGGAAAAAAAGAAAGAAAAGAAAACUAAAGAAAAAAAGAGAAACAAAGAAAAUUUUUAAGGUGAGAUGAAAAGAAGACAUGACAACGCCAGUCUUCUUCCUCCUCCUCCUCCUCCUCCUCCUCCUCCUCCUCCUCCUCCUCCUCCUCCUCCUCCUCCUCGACUUUGUGCCUCGUCUCUCUUUAAAGCCGUGUGGGCGACGGACUUGGCGUUGAGAAAAUUAAAGAGAGCCCCGUUUUAACUCACUCACUCACCUACACUCACUCACUCACUUACUCACUCACUUUCACUCCCAUGCACACUUUCUCUCUCUCUCUCUCUCUCUCUCUCUCUCUCUCUCUCUCUCUCUCUCUCUCUCUCUCUCUCUCUCUCUCUCUCUCUCUCUCUCUCUAUCUAUCUAUCUACAUAUCUAUCAUUUACUCAUUUUCUUAAUCAUUACCAGCAUGAGAGAGAGAGAGAGAGAGAGAGAGAGAGAGAGAGAGAGAGAGAGAGAGAGAGACUUACCUCAAGCAAAUACACCAAUAAGCAAAUAGAAAUAAAAAUGCUUGGAGCAAUAUGAGAAAAUGAUGAAGAUUUUUGUCUUUCGUGCAAGUUUAAUGAAACGGAGAGAGAGAGAGAGAGAGAGAGAGAGAGAGAGAGAGAGAGAGAGAGAGAGAGAGAGAGAGAGAGAGAGAGAGAGAGA
Messenger RNA from Scylla paramamosain (green mud crab), 4283 nucleotides. RefSeq names its product dipeptidase 1-like. The coding region runs from base 1155 to 3107 and encodes 650 amino acids. Gene Ontology annotation, molecular function: metallodipeptidase activity. NCBI's taxonomy places the organism in Eukaryota, Metazoa, Arthropoda, Malacostraca, Decapoda, Portunidae. Gene Ontology annotation, biological process: proteolysis. The record is from RefSeq and is a predicted model, not a curated record. The transcript has 14 exons.